Molecule: messenger RNA, 1660 nt
Organism: Alnus glutinosa
Lineage: Eukaryota; Viridiplantae; Streptophyta; Magnoliopsida; Fagales; Betulaceae
Product: protein PIN-LIKES 3-like
Exons: 11
Coding region: 265-1521 (418 amino acids)
Biological process (GO): endoplasmic reticulum to cytosol auxin transport
Cellular component (GO): membrane
Source: RefSeq, a predicted model, not a curated record
AGAAUAAGUAGUUGGAAGAGAACGGCAGUUGAAGAAGAAGAACAUGCAUUUGCUGUUGGAAUUUCGAGUGAAAAGCAAUCAGACAAGUAUACAACGACUACUACUACAAGCUCCGACCAUGGUCAAACACGAAAACCCUUUGUUUGUCCAUUAAAGCUUGAGCUCGCAUGGGAGUGAGUGUAAUCAUUUUGUAUUAACUUUCUAUAUUCUGCAGAGUCCAGAGUAUUGGAAAAGUUCAUUUUGAGUUCAGUGAAGAAGCUUGCAAUGGGAUUCCUGGAUCUAUUCAUUGUGGCAUUGAUGCCAGUGCUGAAAAUACUCUUAAUUACUGCUGUCGGUUUAUUGCUUGGAACAGAGCGUAUAGAUAUCUUGGGGGCAAAUGCAAGGUCAUAUUUGAAUAGAUUGGUCUUUUUUGUGUUCAGUCCUUCAAUUAUUUUCAGCAACCUGUCUGAUACAAUUACAUUAGACAGUUUGGCAACCUUGUGGUUCAUGCUAGUGAACAUCCUUCUCACAUUCCUUAUUGGCACUGCCCUUGCAUGGAUACUCAUAAAAAUCACAAGAACUCCUCAACAUCUGCGAGGCCUUGUCAUUGGUUGUUGUUCCGCAGGAAAUCUAGGAAACUUGCCUCUGAUUAUAAUACCAGCAGUCUGUGGGGAGGAAAAUAGUCCAUUUGGAGAUUCUUCUGUUUGCUCUACAGAUGGAGAGGCUUAUGCUGCACUUUCUAUGGCGGUAGGAUCAAUAUAUAUAUGGACUUUUACGUAUCCUAUCAUGCGGAUAUCUGCAAGCAAAACUGAAGAAAUUGUUAUAGAUGGCUCUUCAAUUAGGGAUAACAAUUCUAGAGAAACCUCACAUUUAUAUUCAGAGAUUGACACAGAAGCUCUUCUUCCUUCAAAGGGUUGCCCAAGCUCUGAGGAAUAUAUGGAUCAGGUUGAACCCCAGUCUACAGGAUCAGAAGGAAAAGCAAAGGUUACAUUGCUGCAGAAGACUACCCUGCAACUUAAGAUGCUCAUUGGGCACAUUGACCUCAAAAAAUUGUUUGCACCAUCUACAAUUGCCGUGAUUAUCGGGUUUCUUGUCGGACUAGUCUCUCCAAUUCGAAAGGUACUGAUUGGUGAUGAUGCUCCUCUUCGUGUGAUCUACAGUUCUGUGAGUUUGAUAGGGGAGGCAGCAAUACCAUGUAUGACUCUGAUUAUUGGAGCAAACCUUUUUAGAGGUCUCAAAAGCUCCGGAGUAGGUCCAUUACUCAUCCUAGGGAUUAUCGCAAUUCGAUACAUAAUCUUGCCUUCACUGGGUAUUGUAAUUGUUAAGGCUGCACACCGUUUUGGCAUGGUGGAAUCAGAUUCAUUAUUUCAAUUUACACUUAUGCUUCAAUAUGCACUUCCACCUGCAAUGAAUGUAGGUACCAUUUCUCAGUUGCUUGAGACUGGACAGAGCGAAUGCUCUGUCAUUAUGCUAUGGACUUAUGCUGUGGCAGCAUUCUCUCUAACUCUCUGGUCAACUAUCUUCAUGUUGGUUGUUGCUUAAUCAGAUUAUUUGCAUAAAUGAUCAAAUUACAAUGAGAAGCUUGCCUUCUUUUGUUACUUUUCUGUCAAAUUUUGAGAGGAAUUUUGUAAAACAUCAAAAGUGCAAUAUAAUACUGAGCUUACACUCUUUAUUAGAUCUA